This is a messenger RNA of Penicillium angulare, 705 nucleotides long. RefSeq names its product methyltransferase family protein. The record is from RefSeq and is a predicted model, not a curated record. The transcript has a single exon. NCBI's taxonomy places the organism in Eukaryota, Fungi, Ascomycota, Eurotiomycetes, Eurotiales, Aspergillaceae. Gene Ontology annotation, cellular component: endoplasmic reticulum. Bases 1 to 705 code for a protein of 234 amino acids. Gene Ontology annotation, biological process: C-terminal protein methylation. Gene Ontology annotation, molecular function: protein C-terminal S-isoprenylcysteine carboxyl O-methyltransferase activity.
AUGUCUCAAGCAAGUUCGAUAGUACUAGCCAUCACCAUGGUGGCAUCGGGCUACUUGGUCACGAUUUGCUGUACAGCCCCAAUUAAAUCUCCAAAAGAAAGCAAACGCAAUGACACCGACCGUCUUUCAAUCAUGGCACGUCUUGUUCCACUAUUCUUUCGCCAACUCUCAAUUCUGGCUGUUGCAUAUCAAGCUUUGCUGGCGAUUACCCCAGAAUAUGCGCCAAGUCUCACGACGAAGAUCUGCCCCCAACCAGAGAACCUUAAUCCAGAUAUUUUCUCAUGGAGUUCAACCUCGACCAUUGCGCUCUCUCUAAUAAUCAUUGGCGCCUACGCGAGACUGUCCGGAUAUAAUGGACUUGGUCGGUACUUUACAUUCCACCUUGUAGCACCAGAUCAGCUUGUGACGGGUGGAAUAUAUCGUCGGAUGCAACAUCCAAGCUAUACCGGGCACUUGUCUAUUGUGGCUGGCUGUACGAUGCUGUUCAUGAGAUGGGACGGAAUCCCUGCGUGUUGGGUUCAGGAGUCGACUUUAUCUAAACUGGCGGGAUGGGGAGUCCCUGCUUGGGUCUCAUUUAUGGGUUUAUCUAUUUGGUUGAUCCUUUUGAGAGUGAAGGACGAGGAAGACAUGCUGGAAGAGAAAUUCGGCAAGCAAUGGGAGGAAUGGCAUCGCUCAACGAAAAGAUUCAUCCCUGGAUUGUUCUGA